Rhopilema esculentum is the source of this 633-nucleotide messenger RNA. The record is from RefSeq and is a predicted model, not a curated record. Lineage: Eukaryota; Metazoa; Cnidaria; Scyphozoa; Rhizostomeae; Rhizostomatidae.
AUGAUUUUGGAUACAGGAGCAUCGAUCGAUAAUUUGGAUGAAUCAACAUUUCAUCAGGUCAAGACAGCUAAGAAUAUCUAUCUUUCUCGUUCAACGACAAAGCUUUUUGCAUAUGGUUUUGAACAACAGCUUCCAGUUUUGGGAAAAUUUCAUGCCACGAUCGAAACAAAGGACAGAAUCGCGCCCGUUUGCCUACAUGUGGUUCGGGGAAAUUCUGGAUCUUUGCUCAGUUACACAACGGCUGCUGACUUAAAUUUGAUUCAGAUUAGGCUAAAUGCAGUGAAAACAGGACAAUCUACCCCUGCCACUACCGAGAAUUUGGAAGCCAAUUACCCGAAACUAUUUGAUGGAAUAGGAAAGCUCAAAGACCGAGAAAUCAAACUGCAUAUCGAUAGCACCGUUCCGCCGGUGGCUCAGCCCGCUCGACGUAUACCAUUUCAUUUGCGGAAGAAAGUGUCGGAAACUCUGCGUGAUUUGGAAUACCAAGACAUUAUUGAAAAAGUGACAAAAACAAGCACCCCCUGGAACGCCGUUUACGAACAAAUUCGGAACAUUGAGGGUGCCGUAAAUAUCAGCGACGAUGUUAUCAUUUAUGGUAACACCCAAGCCGAUCACGACCGCGCGUUACAUGCG